This is a messenger RNA of Gymnodraco acuticeps, 717 nucleotides long. RefSeq lists its product as uncharacterized. The record is from RefSeq and is a predicted model, not a curated record. Bases 103 to 717 code for a protein of 204 amino acids. Lineage: Eukaryota; Metazoa; Chordata; Actinopteri; Perciformes; Bathydraconidae. The transcript has 5 exons.
CAGUAGAGCGGUAGAGGGAAGAGCGAUAGAUAGCGUAUAGAUAGAUAUAGGCACUAUUUUACACUCGAUGUCUCCAAGACCUACCGAAGGUUAACAUCAGUGAUGUACAUCGGCUGGUACAAGCGGCAGGCUCAGCCCCGAGGAGCAAAAGAGAAAAGGGGUUCAAGAUGUAGCUACAUAUCCAGCUACGUCGACAAUUAUGAAGGUUUGUCCAAGAAACUUCUGAAACUUACACAGAACAAGGACUGUGACACGAAGUUGAAGAGGUGGCUGCGCAGCAUAAAAAACCAUGUCUACUGGAGUGCGACGAGCACAACCUCUGGGCCGGAGAAGGUGGCAAGGUGGACGUCACUGGUCAACCACCUACAAAACGUUCACGUGCAUGAUGACCCCCUGUUCCCCAAGUGCACACAUCCUGUAGGAGCCGCAAGCGAUGCAAAUAAACCUUACCUAAAAGGUGGCUCAAUAACACUCGCCAGAGUUGAAACGAUACUCACCAACAAGAGAGUUCUCAAAGAUGUGCUAAAGCUAAGCCAUCACUACCAGACCUCAUCCCUGGAGUCCUUCCACAACUUAAUUCUGCGUUUUACCCCAAAAAAUGUGGUUUUCCCUUUCAUUGGAAUGUUGUGCAGGUUGUGUCUAGCAGCAAUGCAUCACAACGAGAAUGCUGGGCGUGACCAAGCGACAACUGCUGCAGGAAAACUUGUCCAAGACUAA